AUACUCGGCCAGUCUGCCCAGAUGGGUGGGCCUUUACCAGCAGAGCAGCAGGGUUCCCUCCCUUCCGCAUUUAUAAUCAUCAGGCUGCUGAUACUUUCUAGCAGGAAAGUUUCUAUGUAAAACCAGGAUCAUCUCUCUCAAAAGAUCUAUGAUUUCUUAAGCCUGGAAAAUAUUGCUGCGAGUUUAAGCAAAGGAAAAUGGGGAAAGUGAACGUCUGUGUGAAAUGGAGUUACAUUGUCGUGACAAGUUUGAUUGGGAUCAUCAGUGCCCUGCUGUUGGCAGGCACUCUGUUUAGCCAUGGAUACUUCCAUGAGGAUGAAGAGAUAGACAAGAUGCUUGCAGGUAUACAUUUGAUGUAUGCUAUUUCCGUCAUAACCCUGCUCUUGCCCAUCAUUGGUGUGUAUGGCACCUGCAAAGAGAAGAAAUGGGCACUUAUUGUGUUUACAGUUGGAAUGAUCCCGUGCACUCUGUUCAUGUUUGAUUUUGAAAGGCGAGGACUGGCUAUGCGACCAAAGGUAGCUGAGGAUAUGAAGGAGCAUUACCUGAGUUUGCUGCCGCUGAGUAACGCCAGUGAGCAUGAAAUAGAAGGCCUCAAAGAUGUACAGAUGGAAUUGCAGUGUUGUGGACUGGAUCAAGGCUACCAGGACUGGGGCUACAACAUCUCAGAAUCCUGCCUGUGCCUCCAAGACUCCACAAAUCCAUGUGUGGAAGCUCCUAAGAACAGCAGUCUGUCUCAUCGGAAGCAUGACCAGCCCAUCAUGAUUUAUAAAGAGCCAUGCCUUCCAUACUUGAUCUCACAUGCUUCAAUGGCCAUAAAUUUGGUAAUGGGUACAGUAUUGGGACUCACAUUAAUCUGGACAUUGUCAGUAGUGCUCUGUAUUAUCAUCCUGUGCCAGCUGAGACGGAAUAAAGACACCCCUCCAGUGGUCUACAGUGCAGAGGCAAAAAGUGGCAAUUACACCGUCCUCACAGAGACUGCAGAAUACACCUGAAUUUUUAAUUUUUUUUAUUUUUGGUUGCUCUUCACUAUGGUGAAGGUCACCAUGUCUAGAAGAGUUAAAGCCACCCCUCUAAUCAAAAAUGUGUUUUGCCUCACUGUGCAGAAUGAUGUAUGUGCAGAGUUUGACACUAGCAGAUGGUCCUUAAAUCUGAGUUUGAUACAUGUAUGUAUGUAUGAGAUGAUAUUGUGACGUCACAACUAGUUUGGAAAACAAUCGUGGUCCAGUUUGCAACUUCCACAAGUGUGAUGUGGAAACUUGAAACCUCCAGUGCUGAGAAUAGACUUUUCAGUAAAUUACGAGACAUCUUGUGUCAAGAAGGUUGAAAUGAAAGCUAUUUUCCAUAUUCAUAGAUUAUGUAUUUUUCAGUGAGGACAAAGGAGUACAUGUCAUUUUAAGAAUGUUCAACACCAUAGUUGUAAGGUGACUUUUUGUGCAAAAAACAUAUCAGACACAUUUUAAAUUACUUAAAGCAGAGUUUUUUUUAAAUUUGUUGUAAUACAUUUCUGGAGGGGAUCUUUAAGUAAAACAUCACUGAAGGAAACAAAGUGUAUUUACAGCACGUCUCUUUACUGUUCAUUUCUUAAACAGUCCACAUUGCAUCAACAAUAAAAACAUGGCUGCAUUUUUA
Messenger RNA from Thunnus maccoyii (southern bluefin tuna), 1629 nucleotides. RefSeq names its product tetraspanin-8-like. Gene Ontology annotation, cellular component: membrane. The coding region runs from base 198 to 992 and encodes 264 amino acids. The transcript is spliced from 9 exons. Lineage: Eukaryota; Metazoa; Chordata; Actinopteri; Scombriformes; Scombridae. The record is from RefSeq and is a predicted model, not a curated record.